Acanthoscelides obtectus is the source of this 505-nucleotide messenger RNA. The record is from the annotation of a GenBank genome assembly. NCBI's taxonomy places the organism in Eukaryota, Metazoa, Arthropoda, Insecta, Coleoptera, Chrysomelidae.
UCACCAGAUAUCAGGAGUCAUCUAGCACUUAUAUUGAAUACGACAUCGUAAACUUCUCAAAUGUCAAGUUAAUCUUGGAAAGUUUGUGCAAACAAAAAGUUAAAUGUUCAAAUACCUGCAAGGAUAUAAGCAGAGACAUCUUGUUGCAAAAUAUGUUACUAUUAUGAAACAGUGAUAACAGUGUUAGGACUUAUAAUGAGUACUUUUGAAUCACCAAUAACCAGACGACCAAGUUUGGAACUAUGUUCCCACAGGAGUUGGAUACAAGAGGGGCAACAGAGAAGAGACUAAAAUGGCAGCAGGUUCGGCGGUGGCGAUGAUUGGCGCGAACCUGCGUUUCGGCACGAGCGCAGCGAACGCCACCCCGAAUGCGACGAAAGUCUUCGAAUGUCAUCCUGGAGGUGCUGCUGAAGCGGCACUGAUAUUCGCGCUGUCCGCCAUGGGAAUGGCUGCGAAUUUGGCGCUGAUGUCUGUAAUACUGGCCAACAAACAUCUCAGACGGUAG